GAUGAAGAAUUAGACAUCCGGGCAGUGUGCAUGGAAGAUGGCGACACUUACACUCCCUGGUGAAUGGAUCAAAAACUGGGAAAAAUCUGGAAAACACGAGUUUGUACAACUCUGCAAAGACCUUACAGAGAAAACUGAUCAUGGAAUGGAAAUUAAAGACAUACAGACCGCCCUCUAUGAGCUCUGCUGGCAAGUUGUUCAGGGAAACCUGAAGUGGGAUCUUGGUGCCAGCGUCCUCGGGGACAUGAUGGCACUAAAAGAUGACAUGCCAUCAAUUUUAGCAGAUGUGUUUUGUAUACUAGAUUUAGAAACUAACGCGCUGGAAGAAAAAAACAAACGUGACCAUUACACUCAGUUGGUGGGAGCAUGCUUGUGUUUUGUACCUGAAGCCAUCCUGAAAGAGAGGCUGGAUCCAGAAACCCUUGAAUCCCUUGGACUGAUCAAGCAAGCCCAUCAGUUCAAUCAAAAAAUAGUCAAAAUCAAGACUAAGCUGUUUUAUAAGCAGCAGAAGUUCAACUUGCUGAGGGAGGAGAAUGAGGGCUACGCCAAAUUAAUCACUGAGCUUGGCCAAGACUUGUCGGGCAGCGUCACCAGCAGCCUGGUCCUGGAGAGCGUACAGUCCCUCAUAGGCUGCUUCAACUUAGACCCUAAUCGUGUUUUGGCUAUAAUCCUGGAGGUGUAUGAGAGUCGCUCUGACCAGGAUGACUUCUUCCUUUCCCUCAUCAAGUCCUACAUGUGUGAGCCAAUCACCCUUUGCCACAUUUUGGGCUUCAAGUUCAAGUUUUACCAGGAGCCCAAUGAGGAAACCCCCAAGUCACUUUAUCACAUUGCAGCUGCUCUUCUUCAUCAUAACCUAAUAGAGCUGGAUGACCUCUAUGUGCAUCUGAUGCCACUUGAUGCCACCAUCAUGGAAGAACACAAACGAGACAUUUCGGAGGCUAAGCAGAUCGCCCGCAAGCUCGUCAUGGUUGUGCUGCCCUCAGAGAAAAGUGAAGACAAGGAGAAAGAAAAGGAAGAAGAGAAAAACGAGAAGCCACCUGAUAACCAGAAGCUCGGCCUUUUGGAGGCACUGCUCAGGAUUGGAGACUGGCACCACGCUCAGAGUGUUAUGGACCAGAUGCCUUCUUUUUAUGCAGCUUCUCAUAAGGCCAUCGCCCUGGCGCUCUGCCAGCUUAUCCACCUGACUGUGGAGCCUCUUUACAGAAGAGCCGGCAUUCCAAAAGGGGCGAGGGGCUGUGUGCUGCAGCCACUAAGGAACAAUCGGGCUCCUCAACUCGCAGAAAGUUUCGAGGACCUACGAAAGGACACGUUCAGCAUGCUGUCCUACCUGGGCCCUCACCUCUCCCAUGAUCCCGUUCUCUUUGCCAAGAUUGUGCGACUGGGCAAGGCCUUUAUGAAAGAGUACCAAGCGGAUCACAUACCUGAGGUGAAAAGUAAGACGCAAUUUCAGGAACUCUUGUUGAGUUGUUUCCUGAGCAUUGCAGACCAGGUGCUUCUGCCGGCUCUCUCUCUGAUGGAGUGUAACGCCUGCAUGUCUGAGGAGCUGUGGGGUCUCUUCAAACUAUUUCCCUACCAGCACAGGUACCGGUUAUAUGGUCAGUGGAAGAACGAGACGUACUCUGGCCAUCCAUUGUUGGUUAAAGUAAAAGCUCAAACUGUGGAAAGAGCCAGAUACAUAAUGAAGCGUUUGACCAAAGAGAAUGUGAAACAGUCAGGAAGGCAGAUUGGCAAACUCAGCCACAGUAAUCCCACCAUCCUCUUUGACUAUAUGCUGUCUCAGAUCCAGUGGUACGACAACCUCAUUGUUCCCGUGGUGGACUCUUUGAAAUACCUCACGUCGCUCAACUAUGAUGUCCUGGCCUAUUGCAUCACUGAAGCUCUGGCCAAUCCUGAGAAGGAGAAGAUGAAACAUGAUGACACUACCAUCUCCCCAUGGCUUCAAAGCCUGGCCAGUCUGUGUGGGGCCGUGUUCAGAAAAUACCCGAUUGAGUUGGCGGGCCUCCUUCAGUAUGUUACCAAUCAGUUAAAAGCUGGCAAGAGUUUUGACCUGCUGAUUCUGAAAGAAGUGGUGCAGAAAAUGGCUGGCAUUGAGAUCACAGAUGAGAUGACCUCAGAACAGUUAGAAGCCAUGACCGGAGGAGAGCAACUCAAAGCUGAGGGGGGGUACUUCGGCCAGAUCAGGAACACAAAGAAGUCUUCACAGCGUCUGAAGGAUGUGCUUCUGGACCAUGAACUCGUCCUUCCGUUGUGUUUACUUAUGGCCCAGCAACGAAACGGGGUGAUUUUCUUGGAGGGGGGAGAGAAACAUCUUAAACUUGUCGGCCACCUCUACGACCAGUGCCAUGACACUCUGGUACAGUUUGGUGGAUUUUUGGCCUCCAACCUGAGUACAGAGGAUUACAUCAAGCGCGUUCCGUCCAUUGAUGUUCUUUGUAACCAGUUUCACACUCCACAUGACGCUGCAUUCUUCUUGUCUCGCCCAAUGUUCGCUCAUCAGAUUUCGUCAAAGUAUGAUGAGCUGAAAAAAUCAGAAAAGGGCAACCGGCAGCAGCAGAAGGCGCAGAAGUAUGUGGCGGCCUGUGAGCAGGUGAUGACACCAGUCCACGAGGCUGUGGUCUCCCUCCAUCCUUCCAGAGUGUGGGACGAUAUCCGACCUCAGUUCUACACCACCUUCUGGUCGCUCACCAUGUAUGACUUGGUCGUGCCGCAAGCUGCCUACGAUCGUGAGGUCAACAAGCUCAAGGCCCAGAUCAAGGCCAUCGAGGAUAACCCAGAGACACCCUUAAAUAAGAAGAAGAAAGAGAAGGAACGUUGCACCGCCCUGCAGGAGAAACUCCAGGAAGAGGAGAAGAAGCAGACGGAGCAUGUCCAAAGAGUUCUGCACCGCCUCAAACUAGAGAAAGACAACUGGUUGUUAGCAAAAUCCACCAAGAACGAGACCAUCACAAAGUUCCUGCAGCUCUGUCUGUUCCCUCGCUGCAUCUUCUCGUCCAUCGAUGCCGUGUACUGUGCACGCUUUGUCGAGCUGGUCCACCAACAGAAAACACCCAACUUCUGCACCCUCCUCUGCUACGACAGGGUGUUUUCUGCCAUCAUUUACACUGUGGCCAGCUGCACGGAGAACGAGUCUCAUCGUUACGGACGCUUCCUCUGCUGCAUGUUGGAGACGGUGACCCGGUGGCACAGCGAUCGAUCAGUCUACGAGAAGGAGUGUGUGAAUUACCCCGGCUUCCUGACCAUCUUCAGAGCUACAGGCUGGGAUGGAGGGAACACAGUAGAUCAACUAAAUUAUGAGAACUUCAGGCAUGUGGUGCAUAAAUGGCACUACAUGCUGACUAAAGCUUCUGUUCACUGCCUGGAGACUGGAGAUUACACCCACAUCCGGAACAUUCUGAUUGUGCUCACCAAGAUCCUACCCUGCUACCCAAAGGUCCUGAACCUUGGCCAGGCGCUGGAGUGCCGUGUCCACAAGAUCUGCCUUGAAGAGAAGGAUAAGAGACCAGACCUCCAUGCCUUAGCGAUGGGUUAUUCAGGUCGGUUGAAAAGCCAGAAGGUGCACAUGGUCCCUGAGAAUGAGUUUCACCACAAGGAGCAGCCAGCGCGUAGUGCCACACCUGCUAGUCAGCAGAACGGACCCGGCAGCACCAGCAAGCCUGCCACCAGCACAAGCAAGGCAGAGGAGGGGGCGUCAGAAGAUUGUGAUCGAGGCAAGGAUAAAUCUCAGGGGACCUCAAAGCCAGUGAACAAAGCCAACAGUGCAGCAGCCAAAAUUACCACAAGCAACGGAAACGGUGCUCUCAAUAGCACCAAAGCUGUUAAAGAGCGGGACGACAAAGAGAAGAUUGUAAAAGAGAAAAAAGAGAAAAAGGAGAAGACACCAAGCAGCACUCCAGAGACAAAGGCAGAGAACCGUCGAGAGAAGCAGAGAGACGAAAAAGCAGUGAAGGAGGAGCGGGUGAUGCGCGAGGGUAAGGAGAAGACCCCGAAGGCAGACAGGGAGAAAGUCAAGCCAGAGGAGAAGAGCAGCAAAGAGGACAAGGCCAAAGCAGGAAACGUAGAUCCCGUGGAUCCAUCCAGGGAUGCCGUCAAGGAGUCUAAGAGCAAGGAGAAAGGAGACCGAAACGCUGCGACCGUGUCCCUCAAGUCACCUAAUCCUAGAUCAGAGCCUGCUGAAUCUGAGAGGGAUCACAAAAGACGAAAGCUCGACUGUCACUCUUCCCCGUCCCACUCCUCGUCUGUUAAGGACAGUAACAACGAACUCAAGGAGUCCACACCCAAGCACCACACCAACUUAAAUUCAGUUGCCCGGUCCAAGAGCAGAGAGAGGGAAGUGGAGAAGAAAGACACAGAGAACGCACAAGGCCGAUCCAAAGAGAAGAAGGAAGAAAAGGAUCGGAAAGAAAGGAAAAGAGAUCACACCGUUGCUGACCGUGAGGUGAGCCAGGAAAACAAGCGCAGAAAGGAUGAGAAUGGCACCAACUCUUCUAAAAACAGCCAGAGCACAAGUCCGUCUUGUGGCUCUCCACUGUCGCCUGAAAAGGAGAAAAGCAAAAGAUCCAAAUCUUCCAGCAAAGAAAAGGUCGAGUCUGUGAAACCUGAGCGAGCGUCCUCUGGAGGCAAAAAGGAGUCUCGACAUGACAAAGAGAAGAAAGAGAAGAGCAGCGGUGGAAAGGAGGAGAAAAAACAUCAUAAAUCGUCCGACAAGCACAGAUAAUGUGCGCCCAUCAGUGAAGAACUGGAUAAUCUGCGUUUUUAUCAGCAAGACAUCUUCAUCGCCACCUGCACCUCAUCAUACACUUGUAUUAUUUUCUCCACUACUGUCGUUAGUUGUAGCUAUUAUUUAGUUCACCCCGUUACUUUUCCCCUUCGAUUGUUUAGCCAGCUGAAAUUUAUACACAUUUUCCCUUUUUUUUAAAUUAUUUUUGUUCAGAAUGGGCACAACUUGCUGCUGUAAUCACAGUGUUAUGAUGAAAUGUGGUUACUGUAUGAAAUGGUAAUUUCUUGGUAGAAUCUGGUCAUUGGUUCAAUAAUUCCAAGCUUGAAAAUAAGUUUUAGUUUUUUUGUAAGUUAUCAGGCCUCACCUUUCUGCUUGUUUUAUGGGAUUUAAUGUGCUGUCAGUACUCGCCUCACAUCCUCUUGAGACACUUUUAUUUAUCUCCUCCUUUUAAUCUGUUAAACAGCAGUGAGAAAAACCCGACGGACCAGUUUGUAUAUUGUGUACAUUAAUGAAGAGGGUAACAUGAAACUCGCAUCAUGUUAUUUCUUUUUUUUUCUCCUCCUUCUUUUGGUGUCCCAUACAGUUCUGUGAUUUCUGUGUUAAUCAGGUUUUUACAUAAUUUAUAUUAAAAAAAAAAAGGUCUGUUCAAUUUAAAUUCAAAUGUAAAGAAAAUAAUCUGCGGUGAAAACAUUUUGACUUUCUGUACUCCAAAUACAGCCGUUUCAGAAAUGA
Messenger RNA from Nematolebias whitei (Rio pearlfish), 5449 nucleotides. It is a transcript of the gene thoc2, whose product is annotated as THO complex 2. The transcript has 39 exons. Lineage: Eukaryota; Metazoa; Chordata; Actinopteri; Cyprinodontiformes; Rivulidae. The record is from RefSeq and is a predicted model, not a curated record. Gene Ontology annotation, cellular component: THO complex part of transcription export complex. Gene Ontology annotation, molecular function: mRNA binding. Bases 38 to 4714 code for a protein of 1558 amino acids. Gene Ontology annotation, biological process: mRNA export from nucleus; mRNA processing.